Hippocampus zosterae (dwarf seahorse) is the source of this 1360-nucleotide messenger RNA. It is a transcript of the gene echdc1, whose product is annotated as enoyl CoA hydratase domain containing 1. Gene Ontology annotation, cellular component: cytosol. Gene Ontology annotation, biological process: fatty acid beta-oxidation. Gene Ontology annotation, molecular function: enoyl-CoA hydratase activity. The record is from RefSeq and is a predicted model, not a curated record. Lineage: Eukaryota; Metazoa; Chordata; Actinopteri; Syngnathiformes; Syngnathidae.
GGUCGUUUGGCCAAAUCCAUAAAUGUAAACAUUAUGCUUUUGCUUCAUGUCCAUGCUGAUCAUGGUUAUCCAUGCAGUGAGGCGUCAUUUCCUCAGGGAGAGCCAUGUGUGUGGCAGCUGGGCCAGGAUGUGGCAGAGACAGAUGGGGGGCAGAGUUUACACCGAGAUGGAUUUUGACCAGGAGGAAACAAAGGCCAAGCUGCUUGGCUUCCCUGGAGGUUCCAUUGAUCUUUCCAAACAGGAGUCCGGCAUUGCCGUCCUCACAAUCAACAUCCCAUCCCAUAUGAAUGCCUUCACCGGUACCAUGAUGGUGCAGUUGGAGGAAAAGGUGAGCCUCCUGGAAAAGUGGGCCGAUGGAAAAGGCCCCAUCCUCCAGGGUGCUGUGGGAACGUUCUGUUCCAGAUCGGACCUCAAUGCUCUCAAAGAAUUAUCCAAACCCCAGGAUGGCAUGGAGAUGUGUAUGUUUAUGCAGAAUGUUCUGACAAGACUACUCAGGCUUUCUCUGAUCUCCGUUGCCCUUGUGGAAGGGAGAGCUCUGGGCGGAGGCGCAGAACUUGCCACUGCCUGUGAUUUCAGAUUAAUGGCAUCUGGCAGUGUGAUCCAGUUUGUCCACAAACACAUGGGUGUGGUCCCAGGCUCGGGCGGAGCUGCUCGACUCGUCCAUCUUGUCGGAAGCCAGAAUUGCCUCAAGUUGCUCUGCAGUGCUUCAAAAGUGGAUCCUGAACUUGCCCUUCAUAUUCGGCUGGCAGACGGAGCUCUCAAAGACCCCGUGGUCGAGGAAGGUGUGGGGACUGUCCGACAGCAGGCGGAGAAGUGGCUCGGUCACUACACGAAAGGGCCACCAGCAGUUAUCCAGGCUAUUAAAAAGGUCGCCUUGUCAGGCCGAGAGCUCCCUCUAACGGAGGCUCUGAGGACUGAGAGGGAGGUGUUUAGUACUGUUUGGGGUGGUCCAACCAACCUGCAGGCACUUACCAGCAAAUCGAAAUACAAAUGAGCACAUCAUAUUGACCAGUCAAAUGCAAGACUUGCAUCAUUGCAAUAAACUCAACAGUGGAAACUGUCGGUCAAACUUGGAAUGAAUAAAACCUUGCUGCAGUGUAUUUUAACAACUAGGAUGUUUACCCACGAGAGAAACUGGUCUGAAACUAGUUUGUCAUCUCACCUGAAAUUGGUCUGAGCGUGUUUCAUUGACACACUUUACAAGAGUAGGGCGUCACGCUUCAUGAGGGGAAAAAAAUCAUGUACAUCUUUUUUGCCAUAUUUUCAUUUUUAUUUGCUCAUCUAAUCCUUGACCUUGUAAAUGUAGUUGUUUUGGUUUUAUUAAAGAUAUGGUGAACAUUCACCACACUACGAAUAUUUA